AUGGCGAGUGGGAAGACAGGGAAGAAGACGUGGUUCGCGCGAAAGCUGCGAGAGUGGUCAAUCGCGUUCUGCGAGAACAUGACAAACUUACCAGAACACAAGUUUGGACAAUUCAGCUCGUCACUGCUCUCUGACGAGGAUGUGGCUGGCGCAAUUCAUCUCCACCUCCAAGGUCUGGGCAAAUGGGUCUCCGCCAACCAAAUCGCGCGCUACGUCCGCACUCCCGAGUUCCAGGCCCGCCUCCGCGUCAAGCGCAACAUCUCUGUGCGUACUGCCCAACGUUGGAUGAAGAAGAUGGGUUAUCGGUGGAAGAAGGAGCCGAAGGGGAUGUAUUCCGAUGGGCAUGAACGAGCAGAUGUGGUGAAUUAUCGCCAAAAUGUCUUUCUCCCACAAUGGAGAGAUUACGAGGCAAGCGCGCGGCACUGGCAAGCUGACGCGUCAUUUGAGGAGGUCGACCACGAGUGUCGGAUGCGACUGUUCAUGAGCGACAAUCUCGACUGCCGACCCUACACCAUCUGGCGUCAAGACGAGUCGAUCUUUUACGCAAAUGAUCGACGCACCACUCGUUGGGUCCACGAGUCAGAGACAGCAAAGAUUAGGGCAAAGGGAGAAGGUGCAAGCGACAUGAUUGGUGAUUUUGUGUCACCUGAAUACGGCUGGCUGCGAUCUAAGCGGCUGAAUGUGCGAGGUGAAUUUGACGAUGCUCGUGUCCUUCUCAAACCCGGCAAGAAGCGCGAAGGCUAUCAGACCACGGAGACCAUUCUUGCUCAGGUCACCCGCGCGAUGAACAUCCUCGACCGUGAUUACACUGAGGACCGACAUGUUUUUGCUUACGAUAAUGCGACCAUCCAUACUGCGCGCGCCCCCGAUGCACUCAGCGCACUUGGCAUGACUCUAGGGCCAUCCAAUAACUUCAACAAAAGCAAUGGUGUUUAUGUUCACAUGCGGGAUGCUACUUUCCGUGAUGGCUCUGCCCAGGUUCUCUACCAGGCCAAUGGAACCACGUUCAAGGGGCUUAAAGUCCUUAUCCAAGAGCGACGUGCUAAGGGCCACGACCUCCCUGAUCCCGACUCUAUCAAUCCUAUCACAAAGAAGAAAUAUCUUGUGCAGUGUGGCGGCAGCGGCGCGUUCAAAUGCCGCACAACCAUGGAUACAAAAUGCUGCUUGCGCAAAAUGAUGUAUUCGGAGCCAGACUUUAAGAACCAGAUGUCAAUCUUGGAGGAACACUGCCAGAAACGCGGCUAUGGCGUGCUCUUCUUUCCCAAAUUCCACCCUGAGCUCAAUUUCAUCGAGCAAUGCUGGGGCUAUGCCAAGCGGAUCUACCGCAUGUAUCCCGAGUCAACAUCUGAGGAUGACCUGCGUGCCAAUCUGCUUGAUGCUGUUGCGUCAGUGCCUAUUGAGUCUAUGCGACGUUUUGCAACACGUUCCUCGCGGUUUGGAGAUGCAUAUUUCCGAGGGCUGAAUGGUGCAGAAGCAGCUUGGGCUAACAAGAAGUAUCGUGGACAUCGCACUCUACCACCAUCAUAUGAGGAGGACUUGCGGGAGGCUAAGACUAAGUGGCCGGCUUGGAAACUGGGUCCCACACAAAAGUAA
Messenger RNA from Mycena indigotica, 1593 nucleotides. RefSeq lists its product as uncharacterized. Gene Ontology annotation, molecular function: nucleic acid binding. The record is from RefSeq and is a predicted model, not a curated record. The transcript is spliced from 2 exons. NCBI's taxonomy places the organism in Eukaryota, Fungi, Basidiomycota, Agaricomycetes, Agaricales, Mycenaceae. The coding region runs from base 1 to 1593 and encodes 530 amino acids.